Molecule: messenger RNA, 3671 nt
Organism: Coregonus clupeaformis (lake whitefish)
Lineage: Eukaryota; Metazoa; Chordata; Actinopteri; Salmoniformes; Salmonidae
Product: retinol dehydrogenase 11-like
Exons: 7
Coding region: 171-1133 (320 amino acids)
Source: RefSeq, a predicted model, not a curated record
GAACGAGCAUCGCUGUGACAACCAAUGAUGUAUAUAUAAACUCAUCCUCCUACACUUCACCGUAAAGCUUUAGACAUCUUGGAUCAGCUGUUGGUCCGUGGAACAGAACCGAGCCAUGAAGGAACAGCAGUGAAGAAGAGCUACAAUAGAGGAGAGCGCGGAUCCGUGUCAUGAUGGUUCUCGUAUUAAUUGUCGCAGGUCUUGGGGUGGUUGCGCUGCUCAUGGUUUUAUUCGCACCCCACAUUAGGAAAUACUCCGCUGGUGGAGCAUGUAUGUCUAUGGCCCGGCUGGACGGGAAGACGGUCCUGAUUACUGGAGCCAACACUGGUAUUGGGAAGGAGACUGCCCUGGACCUGGCUAUCAGAGGUGCAAGGGUGAUCAUGGCGUGCCGGGAUGUGGAGAAGGGUGAGGAGGCCGCAGCAUCGAUACGACGUAUCUACUGCAAGGCAAACGUAGAGGUCCGAGAGCUAGACCUGGCUGAUACCAGCUCCAUACGGGCCUUCGCACAACGCUUCCUCCGAGAGGUCAACCACCUCCACAUCCUGAUCAACAAUGCAGGGGUCAUGAUGUGUCCCUACAUGAAGACCAACGACGGUUUCGAGAUGCAGCUGGGGGUCAACCACCUGGGUCACUUCCUGUUGACGUACCUCCUGAUUGGCCUGCUAAAGCGGAGCGCUCCGGCCCGCAUCGUCGUGGUUUCCUCCCUGGCUCACAACUUUGGCUGGAUCCGCUUCCAUGACCUCCUCAGCCAGGGCAGCUACAACAGCGGCCUCGCAUACUGCCAGAGCAAGCUGGCCAACGUCCUGUUCGCUAGAGAGCUGGCCCGCAGACUCAAAGGUUCCAGUGUGACAGUGAACUCUGUCCACCCGGGGUCGGUGCUCUCGGAGCUGGUCCGCCACUCCACCAUCAUGUCUCUGCUGUUCUCGCUGUUCUCCAUGUUCCUGAAGAGCCCUCGGCAGGGGGCCCAGACAUCCAUCUACUGUGCCGUGGCGGAGGAGCUGCACUCCCUCACCGGGAAACACUUCAGUGACUGCGCCCCGGCCUUCGUGGGCCCCCAGGGGAGGAAGGAGGAGACAGCCAGGAGGCUGUGGGACGCCAGCAGUGAGCUCCUGGGCAUCGUCUGGGACGACUGAUCUGAACCACCCUGUUCUCACUAUCCACGGGUUGCAUCCCCCAAUUCCCUUUACAAUGCACUACUCUUGACCAGGACCCCCACAACCUUGUUCCCAGUCUCAAUUGCUACCGCAUAGGAAAGAGCCAACUCGUAGACGGAAUGAGGGCCCACAGGGCUCUGAUCAAAAGUAGUGCACUAUAGAUUAGGGCUCACACAAUAGAUAGGGUGCCAUUGGGGAUGCAACCAACCACACUCUCUGUUGUCAAAUCAUUAUCAUUUCAUGAAGUAACCUCAAACUACAGUUAUCCCAACAGGACUUGAAAGAAUUGGGUAGGAACCAUAGAGAUAGAAAGAUGCCAUCAUGGGUCCUCUAUCUAUCUCUAUGGUAGGAACUGUAAGAUCAACUGCAUUACUGUACUGUGAAGGGUCUAGCCAGGGUAUAACCAGGUCUAGCCAGGGUAUAACCAGGUCUAGCCAGGGUAUAACCAGGUCUAGCCAGGGUAUAACCAGGUCUAGCCAGGGUAUAACCAGGUCUAGCCAGGGUAUAACCAGGUCUAGCCAGGGUAUAACCAGGUCUAGCCAGGGUAUAACCAGGUCUAGCCAGGGUAUAACCAGGUCUAGCCAGGGUAUAACCAGCUCUAGCCAGGGUAUAACCAGGUCUAGCCAGGGUAUAACCAGGUCUAGCCAGGGUAUAACCAGGUCUAGCCAGGGUAUAACCAGGUCUAGCCAGGGUAUAACCAGGUCUAGCCAGGGUAUAACCAGGUCUAGCCAGGGUAUAACCAGGUCUAGCCAGGGUAUAACCAGGUCUAGCCAGGGUAUAACCAGGUCUAGCCAGGGUAUAACCAGGUCUAGCCAGGGUAUAACCAGGUCUAGCCAGGGUAUAACCAGGUCUAGCCAGGGUAUAACCAGGUCUAGCCAGGGUAUAACCAGGUCUAGCCAGGGUAUAACCAGGUCUAGCCAGGGUAUAACCAGGUCUAGCCAGGGUAUAUUACAAACCAGUUGUUUUAGUUUGUUUUGUAUCUUAUUAUAUAACAAACCUCCAUGUAGAAUCAGCUUUAUGUUUCGUUGUUUUUUAGCUUAUGACUUUUCUAAACCAUUGCUUUGUUAUUCCUCUCAUUUAUUUUAUCUUCCCCCUCAGCGUUCACCACGUUAUCUUCCCCCUCAGCAUUCACCACGUUAUCUUCCCCCUCAGCAUUCACCACGUUAUCUUCCCCCUCAGCAUUCACCACAUGUUAUCUUCCCCCUCAGCAUUCACCACGUUAUCUUCCCCCUCAGCGUUCACCAUGUUAUUUUCCCCCUCAGCAUUCACCACGUUAUCUUCCCCCUCAGCAUUCACCAUGUUAUCUUCCCCCUCAGCAUUCAACACGUUAUCUUCCCCCUCAGCAUUCACCACAUGUUAUCUUCCCCCUCAGCAUUCACCACAUGUUAUCUUCCCCCUCAGCAUUCACCACACGUUAUCUUCCCCCUCAGUGUUCACCAUGUUAUCUUUCCCCUCAGCGUUCACCACGUUAUCUUCCCCCCUCAGCGUUCACCACGUUAUCUUCCCCCUCAGCAUUCACCACGUUAUCUUCCCCCUCAGCAUUCACCACGUUAUCUUCCCCCUCAGCAUUCACCACAUGUUAUCUUCCCCCUCAGCAUUCACCACGUUAUCUUCCCCCUCAGCAUUCACCACGUUAUCUUCCCCCUCAGCAUUCACCACAUGUUAUCUUCCCCCUCAGCAUUCACCACAUGUUAUCUUCCCCCUCAGUGUUCAACACGUUAUCUUCCCCCUCAGUGUUCAACACGUUAUCUUCCCCCUCAGCGUUCACCAUGUUAUCUUCCCCCUCAGCAUUCACCACGUUAUCUUCCCCCUCAGCGUUCACCACGUUAUCUUCCCCCUCAGCGUUCACCACGUUAUCUUCCCCCUCAGCGUUCACCACGUUAUCUUCCCCCUCAGCGUUCACCACGUUAUCUUCCCCCUCACCGUUCACCACGUUAUCUUCCCCCCUCAGCAUUCACCACAUGUUAUCUUCCCCCCUCAGCAUUCACCACGUUAUCUUCCCCCUCAGCAUUCACCAUGUUAUCUUCCCCCUCAGCGUUCACCACGUUAUCUUCCCCCUCAGCGUUCACCACGUUAUCUUCCCCCUCACCGUUCACCACGUUAUCUUCCCCCUCAGCAUUCACCACAUGUUAUCUUCCCCCUCAGCAUUCACCACGUUAUCUUCCCCCUCAGCAUUCACCACAUGUUAUCUUCCCCCUCAGUGUUCAACACGUUAUCUUCCCCCUCAGCGUUCAACACGUUAUCUUCCCCCUCAGCGUUCACCACGUUAUCUUCCCCCUCAGAAUUCACCACAUGUCAAACUGCCAAGAUUGUCUUUUAUACAAAUGUGAAACAUGCCUUUUACUACAUUUAGGGUUGGAAGAUUCCUGAAAUUAUGAAGGAACAGACAGGAAAUCUGGGAAUCCUCCAACCAGGAAUUUUGGGAAUUUUCCAGAAAUGUGCAACGCUAACUACAUUGCAGUCAUAUCAAGAGUUGAAUGUUUACAUCUACUGUAAAUAAAGAUCAAAUAUUACUAA